GCAGUUCCCAUCCCUCCAUUCUUCAAUCAUAACUUUGCAUAAUCGUACCAGCGAGCUGCUAUUGCCAUGAUUCUCUUGGCUUUUCUGGUUUUUUCUCUAGUGUUUUCUUUUCUUUAUUUCUUCUUCAUAUUUAUCACAAAGGUCUACUCUUUUUUGUCUCUCCCACCUUCUACAAAUGGCCCUCCUUCCUAUCCAUUCAUCGGAUGCUUACUGUCUUUCUCCCAAAACUGUCACCGUCUUCUCGAUUGGUACACCGAGCUAUUAUCCCAAUCACCCACCAACACCAUUGUGGUGAACCGGCUCGGUGCACGGCGCACCAUUGUCACUGCCAACCCGGAGAAUGUCGAGUACAUACUCAAGACCAACUUCUGCAACUUCCCUAAAGGCAAGCCCUUCACUGAACUACUCGGCGACCUCCUGGGUCGGGGCAUAUUCAACGUUGACGGCGAGUUAUGGAGCACGCAACGAAAGUUGGCGAGUCACGAGUUCAGUACCAGGUCGCUAAGGGAGUUCGUGGUUAAAACGCUUCAAGAAGAAGUGGAGGAGAGACUGAUCCCUGUUCUUGAUGAGGCAAUGGAGAGGCAGACGGUUGUUGAUUUGCAAGAGAUAUUAAGGAGAUUUGCUUUUGAUGUUGUGUGUAAAGUUUCUCUGGGUACUGACCCUUGUUGUUUGGAUCUGUCGAGGCCAUUGCCGGCUCUCGUUAUAGCUUUUGACAGCGCGUCGGAGAUAAGUGCCAUGCGAGCAAUGGAACCCAUGUAUGCUGUGUGGAAGAUUAAGCGAACGCUGGGUUUAGGUACAGAAAAGAAACUGAAGGAAGCCAUCAAGGUGGUCCAUGGAUCAGUUUUGGAGAUCGUGCAAAACAAGAAGAAAAUCCUCGGAAGUGACCAGGAGAACCAAAACGACGCCGUCGCAAACCACAGCGAGGAUCUGUUAUCGAGGCUGCUGUCAGCUGGGCACGACGAGGAGAUUGUAAGGGACAUGGUGAUCAGCUUCAUCAUGGCGGGAAGAGACACCACAUCUGCCGGAAUGACGUGGCUGUUCUGGUUACUGUCUAAGAACCACAAGGCAGAGGAGAUGAUCGUGCAUGAAGUCAACUCAGUGAUCCAGAAAAAGGGCGGGGAUGACAAAACCAAAACGACGUCGUUAGAUUUCGAGGCAUUGAAGGAGUUGCAUUUCACUAAAGCUUGCCUCUGCGAGUCAAUGAGGCUGUACCCUCCAGUUGCGUGGGACUCAAAGCACGCAGCAGACGACGACGUUUUGCCGGACGGGACUCGAUUGGAUAAGGGCGACAGAGUAACAUACUUCCCGUAUGGGAUGGGGAGGAUGGAGACGAUCUGGGGGAAGAACCGGUUAGAGUUCAGACCGGACCGGUGGUUGGAAGAGGGCGAUCAGGGUGUUAAUCCGUAUAAAUUUCCAGUAUUUCAGGCCGGCCCAAGGGUUUGCCUGGGGAAGGAAAUGGCUUUUAUCCAGAUGAAGUACGUGGUGACGUCAGUGCUCAGACAGUUCGAGAUCAAACCGUUUCGGAAGGACCGACCGGUUUUUGUUCCAUUGUUGACGGCUCACAUGUCUGGUGGGUUCAAGGUGCUGAUCAAGAAAAGAAAUCAGUAAUUAAUUGACCUGAUUGCAUGCAUAUAUAUACAUAUACUUACAUCUAAAAAUACCCAUGUGGAAUAUACCUAUAUAAAUUUAAAUUUAAAUUACUUAUUAUAAGAUGAUUAUGUGUAGAACCCGUGUCUUAUUCCGUCCAUAUAUUGACAAGAUAUCACAACUGUACUUGUAUAAGUCAUGGUCAAAGGGAAUGAAGAAGA
Messenger RNA from Carica papaya (papaya), 1808 nucleotides. RefSeq names its product cytochrome P450 94B3-like. The record is from RefSeq and is a predicted model, not a curated record. NCBI's taxonomy places the organism in Eukaryota, Viridiplantae, Streptophyta, Magnoliopsida, Brassicales, Caricaceae. Gene Ontology annotation, molecular function: monooxygenase activity; heme binding; oxidoreductase activity, acting on paired donors, with incorporation or reduction of molecular oxygen.